Messenger RNA from Heterobasidion irregulare TC 32-1, 2304 nucleotides. RefSeq lists its product as uncharacterized. Bases 1451 to 2218 code for a protein of 255 amino acids. The record is from RefSeq and is a predicted model, not a curated record. Lineage: Eukaryota; Fungi; Basidiomycota; Agaricomycetes; Russulales; Bondarzewiaceae. The transcript has 8 exons.
CGUCGAGUGGGAACGAGAGCGCAAGUGGCAGCGGCAGCGGGGGCACGAACACGAGUGGGAGUGGGAACAGGGGGACACGGUCGGGGGGAUCCGUCGGGCUCGGGACGACACGGACGGUGGAAGAGGCCGAGAUGGAGGAUACGCUGGUGGGCACGGCGUCUGGCAGCGGGAGCGGCUCGCAGAUGAUGCCGGGCCGGGGGCGGAGGGGUGGCGUGGACGCGGAGGUGCAGGAAAUGGUGCGCGGGCUCGUCUGACGCGUGCGUCUGUGCUGGAUCCGCACGCCUGUGGAGCCGGCUGUCGACCGCCCGUCAUCUGGACGCCCCCUCUGGCACCGGCGUUGACAUCCCCGGCGCUGUCUCGCCAUCUGCUGAAACGCGCAGGAACGCUCGACCGCCAUCCAGCUAGUGCUCAAACUCGCAGCGACGAGGGACAGGACCGUCUAUCGCCCGUUCACAGUGACCCUCUUCCCCUGCGAUACGACGGGCGAAGGCGUGCAAAUCGACUUGCUCGGCACAGAGAAAUCGCUCCUUGCGCAUAUAUGCAGAUCACCCAAACGGGCGUGAUAGAUCCGUUGGCUGUCGGAGUGUCCGUAGCAACUCACGGUUAUGGGGCUCUGAUCUAUCGCAAUGAACACACCGGACCGUGUACGGAUGAGGUGAAAUGAACGGCGUAGGGCAGGGGGCGAGCAGAUAUCUAUGUACGCAUGCGGCAGGAACGCGUUAAUAGACAUCACGCGUCACGGAUUGUCGCCCAUGAUUCCAGCACCAGUCUCCGCGCACGUAUGAAUACUCUUGCCUUCCAUCAAGACUUCCGCCCGCCCGGUCUGAGGUCAAUCUCGGGGAAGUCUUGUGCUGUCUCGAACGCGUGUUGCAACUGCGCACGCUGCUGAGCGCUCACGUCCGCGCUGGAGACGCAGAGAGCGAUGCGAUCCACCGGGGGAACGAUGGGGAAGUACGACGCGAGGUGCGUCUGUUGAUCCCUAGGAUAUAUCAGGUGCGCUGCUGCGCACAACAGCGCCGAACAGUCCUUGGAAGCGGGGAUGGUUAUUUCAGGAUGACUUGUGUCGAAAAGUUGCCUGACGUGCGCAGGUAACAUGAUUGCUACCGUAGCAGGUCGUACUACGUGUCAUGCUGAGCAUCUUUCUGGUCGCCAAUUGGUGAUACUUGUCCUGUAACGGGCUCCGUGCGCAAGGCUCAAGUAGUGUCAUGCCGUGCACCUGUACAGCAAGAGACCGAUUUACUCGCCUUAUAGCUAGAAAGGCUUUUCGAACUCCUCGAUCCGCAGGGCUUUAGCUUUCGUGUCUCUCCAAGUUGCUUUGGGAACACGAUCCUGUCGUCCGGCAGCCGUUACUCAGCCGUUGUCACCCUCAUCGUCUGAAAGCGACAAAACCGUGACUUCACCGCCCUUGGAGUGACAGCAUCCAUACAGCCUGUCGCGCUUCUUCCCUUGCAUGAUUGAUCACGAGCAAGCUCCUGCGUGUUCCGAUCCUUCAUGCAGGGAGCCGCCGCUCUUAGACCUUCCAUGGCCUCCAGCGAGAAUUUUCCUUAGCUCCUUGCCGGACCAAGACACCGUGCAUCUGCCGGCAUUCAAGCAACCGACAAUGCUGCAUCUUGUAGGUUUGACCGAUGCCGAAUUCUGGAAUGCGGACCUGGGAACGGGGGCGGCACUCGUCGCCGUGCUGCAAUUGGUUGCGGUCCCAACCACUACUGCUCUCAGGGCACAGACUGCGACGAGGUCCUAUAUGCAUCGACCUACGAUAGAGGUUAGUGAUCUUGUUAUCCUGAACAUUACACCGGAAGCGACCGCCUUGCGCAGAGCGGUACUACGCGAUGUGUUGACCCCUUUCAAAAUAGCCGUCAUGGCAGCCAAGUCAAUUAUAUCGUACUUCCGCUCUGCAAAACAGCGGUGCAUUUCAUUGGUUGGGAUGAAUGGCUGGAGCCCCCACUGCGCUCGGAUUCAAACUCAAGGUCAAUCUGCCUGCCCGGACGACAGUGCGGGUAUAUACCGUUACCGAUCCACUCCAGCUACUCCGACUUGCCCUGCUCGCGGCCGAAAGCUCGAGGUCGAGAUUAUCUCUGAUCCACGGAAACAUACUAGUGGCUUGGUGGAGGUUCUGACCAUGCUCAACCAAACUGUUUAUGUGUUUGGACAUGGUAAAAAUGUGGUUGUUGGUGGACCUAUCUGGUCAACGGACGACGAGGGGGGGCAUCAUUUAUGACACAAUUAAAAAGGCCGGUUAGCUGAGCCAGCGUUUCCUUUUGCUGCAUCUUGUUGAAGUACAGUCAUUUGAAGACGAUCGUCACG